Molecule: messenger RNA, 1200 nt
Organism: Triticum aestivum (bread wheat)
Lineage: Eukaryota; Viridiplantae; Streptophyta; Magnoliopsida; Poales; Poaceae
Product: heat stress transcription factor A-2b
Exons: 4
Coding region: 7-1200 (397 amino acids)
Biological process (GO): regulation of transcription by RNA polymerase II; cellular response to heat
Cellular component (GO): nucleus
Molecular function (GO): RNA polymerase II cis-regulatory region sequence-specific DNA binding; DNA-binding transcription factor activity
Source: RefSeq, a predicted model, not a curated record
GGGUGUAUGGACCCAAUGCUGAGUCUGGUCAAGGAGGAAGAGGAGGAUGGCGACGGGACAGGCGACUCGCCGGGGGCCACGGCGGCACCGAGGCCGCUGGAGGGGCUGCGCGGUGCCAAGCCGUCGCUUUUCCUGACAAAGACGUACGACAUGGUCGAUGACCGGAGCACCGACGACGUCGUGUCGUGGAGCGCCGGCAAUAACAGCCUCGUCGUCUGGGAUCUGCACCACUUCUCCACAGUGCUGCUGCCGAGGCACUUCAAGCACAGCAACUUCUCCAGCUUUGUCAAGCAGCUCAACACCUAUGGUUUCAGAAAGGUGGAUCCUGAUCGAUGGGAGUUUGCCAACGAGGGUUUUUUACGUGGACAGAGGCACCUUCUGAAGAACAUCAGACGUCGAAGACCUCCCGCUAAUACUGCUCCAAAUCAGCAAUCUCUUGGAUCAUACCUUGAGGUGGGACACUUUGGAAAUCAUACAGAUACCGACCAGCUGAAAAGGGACAAGCAACUAUUGAUGGCAGAAGUGGUGAAGCUAAGGCAGGAACAGCAGAGCAUGAAAACGCACCUGAAAGGCAUGGAGGAGAGGCUACGUGGAACCGAGCGGAAGCAGCAGCAAAUGACAGCAUUCCUGGCACGUGUCUUCCGGAACCCUGAAUUAUUGAAGCAACUGAUUUCCCUGAAUGGGGUGAGGAAGGAGCUCCAUGACGCUAUGUCAAAGAAAAGGAGGCGUAACAUCGAUCAGGGUCCUGAAGCUGAUGACAUGGGUGCUAGUGGCAGCCUGGAGCAAGAAUCACCUGUUCUGUCUGAUCCCUAUGAGUCAGUGGAACUUCUUGGAGAGGUGUCGGUGGAACUCCUUGCUGACGGCGUCCCACCUGAGCUGGAAAGUUCAGUGGCACUCCUUGCUGAUGGGAUCCCACCUGACCUGGAAGGUGCGGCAGAACUCCUUGUUGAUGUGAUUCCAUCUGAUCUCAACGACUCAGGCAUCGACACUGACGGUGUAAAGCCACAGGAUUUUGGUCUUGGUACCUGUGAAGUGCAGCAGAACAGAGCCCAGGGGGUGUUGCAUGAUGAUUUCUGGGAGGAGCUGAUGAGCAGAGCACUCAGCGAGGAGGAUGACAGCCCGGUUAACUUGGACGACAUGGAUGCGCUGUCUGAGAAGAUGGAUUUUCUCGUCCCAAACAGUCCGACCCGCGCAACCUAG